AUGGAAAUAGAAAGAAAAAACUAUAUUAUGAAUAUGGACAACAUAAAUUAUAAUAUCAAUAAUAGUAAUAACACUAGUAUUGCUACCAUUAUCAAUCCCAAUAGUAAUAACACUAGUAUUGCUACCAAUAUCAAUCCCAAUAAUAUAAAAUCACAUGAUACUUGUAAUGAUAAUAACCGAGAACAAAACAAAAUAAUUAUAUCAUCAUCAAGCUCCCCUAUUGCGUCGAGUGAACAGUUUGAGGGUACCAAAAAUAAAAGUAAUAGUGAUAAUAUUAAUACUAGUAAUAAUAACAAUAAUGACAAUAUAAAUAAUAAUAUUAACAAUAAAAGCAUCUCUGAUAAUAUAACAACCCAACCAAAAUUGAAAAAUAAACCUAAAACAAUUUAUUUUUAUUCAAGUAUGGGCGAUAAAGACUAUUAUUCCUCAAUUUCAAGUUAUUUUGCCUCCAAUUUACCAAUAAUUAAACAAGAGACUAAAAAUUCAAAUGUUUUAAUUUUAGAAAAAUUUAAUAAUAGCAUGGAUACUGCAGAUAGUGACGGCGAUAACGAUAGCGAUAGCAGCAGUGGUUCCCAAUCCGAUAAAAAGAAAACCAUUCUAUAUAUUAAAAGUUGUGGUGCCAGAAGACUUAAUUAUGAUUCAUUUCAAAAUGAUAUCGAGUCAUUGGCUUCAAAUCAGAACCAUAUUGUUAUUUUGGUAAUAAUUUUAAUAGGAUCAAAUGCCGAAGCUAUUUUAAUUGACUACCCUGGUUAUAAAAUAUUUUUCAAUACUUUUCAAAAUAAAGUCUGCGAAAACGAUUUUAAUAAAGAAUCAUUAAAAACACUUUGUAGAUUAAUUAAUUAA
This is a messenger RNA of Dictyostelium purpureum, 843 nucleotides long. RefSeq lists its product as uncharacterized. The coding region runs from base 1 to 843 and encodes 280 amino acids. The record is from RefSeq and is a predicted model, not a curated record. NCBI's taxonomy places the organism in Eukaryota, Evosea, Eumycetozoa, Dictyosteliales, Dictyosteliaceae. The transcript has a single exon.